Molecule: messenger RNA, 441 nt
Organism: Brassica oleracea var. oleracea
Lineage: Eukaryota; Viridiplantae; Streptophyta; Magnoliopsida; Brassicales; Brassicaceae
Product: F-box protein At2g35280-like
Exons: 1
Coding region: 1-441 (146 amino acids)
Molecular function (GO): protein binding
Source: RefSeq, a predicted model, not a curated record
AUGGAGCCAACUAACCGUUCUCUGACUCACCUUGACACCAUGCCGGACGACAUGUUGCGCCUCAUCAUCUCAAAAGUCGGUGCUGCGUCGUCCACCGAUUACUGCAACGCCGUGCUUACUUGCAAGAGUCUGAACUUUGGUUUAGAUGAUCCCUUGAUCGCCAAGACCCUCAGCAUCGCCCCUUUGGUGGAGAGGCCUUAUCUAGCUAACGGGUAUGAAAAAAUGAUGGAGAGCCUUUUGGCAGCCAACAACCUUGAUGCGCAUUACGUUAAGGGUAUGCGUGAGUACUUUUAUUUUGAUAAUCACUUUUUGAGACUCCAUCACCUUCAUCUUGCCUCUAAAGGGUAUGAAAAAAUGAUGAUGCCAUCACCAUCAGUCAACUUCGUAAGUAUCUUUUUGCCCUUCUCGAUUAUUCCCAAGGCCAUGAGAAGACCACCGUAA